Messenger RNA from Bathycoccus prasinos, 2727 nucleotides. RefSeq lists its product with no specific name. NCBI's taxonomy places the organism in Eukaryota, Viridiplantae, Chlorophyta, Mamiellophyceae, Mamiellales, Bathycoccaceae. The transcript is spliced from 3 exons. Gene Ontology annotation, cellular component: cytosol; nucleus. The record is from RefSeq and is a predicted model, not a curated record. Gene Ontology annotation, molecular function: ATP-dependent protein folding chaperone; ATP binding. Bases 1 to 2727 code for a protein of 908 amino acids. Gene Ontology annotation, biological process: protein folding.
AUGUCUGUGGCUGGGAUUGAUUUCGGAUCGAAAUCGAACGUGGUCGCGCUCGCGCGACGGAAAGGCAUCGAUGUCGUCAUGAACGAAGAGUCUAAACGGGAGACGCCUUCAUUGAUCAAUUUUGGGGACAAUAAGAAUCUGAUGAUGAUAUUGAUGAUGAUGAAAAUGAUCGGAGUGAAUCGACCGAAGCAGAGAGGUGCAAGAGGCAGCCGGCGAAAGAAGAAAAAGAAACUUCCUUCUUUUUUCCUUCUUUUUCCAUCUUUUUUGGAAACGACGUUUCGUUUGUUUGAUCAUCAACAGACAGACACAGAGUUCAGAGGAAAAGAGGAGGAGCAACGAUUCGUUGGAUGCGCGGCUGGCGAUAAGAUCAACAUGCAACCGACGAAUACGGUCGCGUGCUUGAAACGCUUAAUCGGGAAGAAAUUUUCCGACCCAACUGUCCAAGAAGACAUCAAGGAAUUCUUGUAUCCAGUGAAGGGAGACAAGAAGACGGAUAAUAUCAUCGUUACCGUGGAGUAUAUGGGGAAACAAAGAGAAUUUUCGCCGGAGCAGUUGUUGGGGAUGAUUUUGAGCGAUCUGAAGAGAAUCGCCGAGUUGGAUAACGAGGGGAUUAAAAUUACCGACUGCGUUUUGUCCGUGCCGAUUUUCUUUGACGACGUGCAAAGACGCGCGAUGAUUGAUGCGGCGAGCAUUUGUGGGUUGAACGUCAUGCGAUUGAUGCAUGAAACGACCGCCACGGCGUUGGCGUACGGCAUUUUCAAGACGCAAGAGUUCACGGAGAAACCGGUACGAGUGGCGUUUGUGGAUAUCGGGCACUCUGCCAUGCAAUGUUCGGUGGUUGAAUUCACUUCGAAAGGUUUGAAAGUGCUCUCGACUGGAUACGAUACAAACUUAGGUGGCGGCGCGUUUGAUAACGCGAUGUUCCACCACUUUUGCGAGGAGUUCAAGGAGAAGUUCAAAAUUGACGUCAAAUCGAAUCCCCGCGCGAGCUUUCGUUUGAAAUCAGCCAUCGAAAAGACUAAGAAAGUAUUGUCGGCGAACCCAGAAGCGCCGAUUAACAUCGAGUGUCUCAUGAACGACGUUGAUGUGCGAUCGAUGAUUACGAGAGAUAAGAUGGAAGAGUUGGCACAAAACGAGUUAAACGGUUUGAUGGGUCCGGUGCGACAAAUGGUGGUCGAUGCCAAGUUGGACAUUGCCGACAUCGCCUCGGUCGAAUUGGUCGGUAACGCCUCGAGAAUUCAAUCGAUUCAAAAAGCGUUGGAGGAUUUCUUCCAAAAGCCAAUCUCGAGAACGUUGAACGCCUCGGAAUCUGUGGCCAGAGGGUGCGCGUUGCAAGGCGCCAUGCUCUCGCCGUUGUUUAGAGUGCGCGAGUUCGACGUCAUCGACGCGUUCGCGUUCCCGGUCAAAAUGUCCUGGCCGGGAGACGCGAAAGGCGAAGUGAAAGACGUGGAAUUGUUUGAGAAAUAUAAUCCGAUUCCGAGCACGAAACAAAUGACGUUUUUGAAAGCGAAACAGUUCACGGUGCAAGCGACGACGAAAACGGACGAAUCCUCCGAGGAAUCUUCGUUGGGUACAUUCGAUAUCGGACCGUUACCGGCCGUCCCGAAAGGCAAAGACAAGCACAACGUCAAAUUGAAGGUGAAAUUGAACUUGAACGGCUUAGUCGAGUGCACGGAAGCGCAAGUGUGGGAGGAGUACGAGGAAGAGGUGCAAGUGCCGAUUGUCGAAGAACCGAAGAAAAAAGAAGAACCGAAGAAGACAGAGGGGGAUGCGAGCGAAAAGAUGGAAACCGAAGGCGGCGAAGAAGGUGGGGAGGACGGAGAACAGAAAGAGGAAGGAAAAGAGGAAGCUGCCAAGGAGGAGGAACCAGAAGAAACGAAACCGAAAUUUAAGAUUGAGAUCAAAAAGAAAACGAAGAAAACGGACGUGCCGAUCAAAUCGACGUACACGGGCGGUUUACCGGACAAAGUGCUCGAAAAGUGCAAGCAAGAAGAAUUUGACAUGGCGUUGCAAGACAAGGUCAUGGAAGAGACGAAAGAGAGAAAGAACGCGGUCGAGGCGUACGUGUACUCCAUGCGCUCAAAGUUGGAAGAAGGCGGACAGUUGUUCGAUUACGUCAAGGAAGACGUGAGAACCUCGUUCAAAGAGUUGUUGAACAACACCGAAGACUGGUUGUACGAAGACGGCGAAGACGAGACCAAAGGUGUUUACGUAAAAAAACUCGAAGAGUUAUCCACUAUUGGUAACCCGAUCGAAGAGAGAUACAACGAAGAACACAAACGACCGGGCGCGAUUGCCGCCUUAGAAUCUUCGUGUCAAAUGAUCAAACAAACGUCUCAAGAUGAAGCGCACGCGCACAUCGACGCCGAAGACUUAAAGAAAGUGCAAAAAGAGUGCGACGAUGCCGCAAAAUGGUUGGCUGAAAAAGUCGAAUUACAAUCCGCUUUACAGAAAACCGACGAUUGUGUGUUGAAAUCAGAGGACAUCGAGAAGAAACGAUCUGUGUUGGAGCGCUUCGCGACGCCGAUUUUAUCGAGACCAAAACCAAAACCGAAACCGAAGAAGGAAGAGAAGAAAGAAAAGAAAGAGGGUGAAGAGGAAGAGAAACUCAAUGGCGACGCGGAGAUGGAGGAUGGCGAUGCUGGUGCGGCGGCGGCCGAGGGCGAGGAUGCGCCGAUGGAAGAAGAUGCGAAACCGGCGGCGGGUAGUGCGGAAGACUUAGACUAA